This is a messenger RNA of Gorilla gorilla gorilla (western lowland gorilla), 2124 nucleotides long. RefSeq lists its product as uncharacterized. The transcript has 3 exons. The record is from RefSeq and is a predicted model, not a curated record. Lineage: Eukaryota; Metazoa; Chordata; Mammalia; Primates; Hominidae. Bases 1320 to 1574 code for a protein of 84 amino acids.
UCUACAUGAAAUAAAGAUAAGAUCUUAAUCUUAACAAUCUAGGUCUUAGAUUUCACGGUAUGGGCAUUAAACAAGUGUUUACUUCUGUAUAGCCUUUUUGAUGAGUACCCAGCAAUCCCACUUCUACGAAUGUCUAUCAGUGAAAUUCCAGCUUAGCUCUGUAGUGGCUUCAUAGAAUCCAGUCAUUGCAGCAAUUUCAGGCAGCAGAGAGUUGGGGCAACCUGCAUGUCCAUCACCAGAAUGAGUAAGUACUGCAGUGAAUACAAGUUUGUGUGAAGUUUCAUGCUCUGCAGGAGUCACAACUAAUGAAGCAGAGGUAUAUAUAUACCAAAAACAGGUGGAUUUUUCAGUGCAAAGUAAAAUCUAAGAAACAAAAUGUAUAUCAGGAUGUAUAGUACAAUACCAAAAUUAAAAUUACAGAGUUACACAAAAUACAGUGGGUGAGGCAGUAGCUGAAUGACUAAUGCCAGAGGGAAUGGUGGCAAAUUGUGUGAAGAGGGGAAGAAACUAAGUUAAAUUAUCUGAUUGGCACACUUGUCACCUCUUGGAAGACACCUGAUUACACUCAGUUCCCUGCCCUCUUGCUGGCCAGGAAGAUAACUGGUCACAGGUGGCCCCCUGACCCCACCUCACUCCACAGUUUCUUAUGGCAAAGCGUUUCCUUGACAGAAAAUGCUAAACGUCGCCAAAGCCCCUCCCUUGGGGUCCUGGUUUCUAAAAAGUCUUUUUUUCUGUAAUCAAGAGGUUAAUGUUUGGGUGUGUUGGAAGGAUACAGAAAAAGGCAUAGCACAGUAUGGACAAUGGUCUUGAAAUAAAAUUCCUCCUUAUUCUGCCUGAAGUUUCCUGACAUGAUGACACGGUAUUUAUGAGGAUGUGGGUCACUGGGCGAAAGCCUUCCUUGGUCUUGAAUCAUGGAUUUUGGGUAUUGUUGGUUUUGGUGAAUGGAAUAUACAAGGAAAGAAAAAAAGGGCCACAAAUAUGAAAAUGCUCUAAAAGAAGCAAUAAUUUCACAAUACUGAACGUGAGCCAUUCAGGAAAUGUCCAUUUUAAAUUUUAAAGAUAGCUCCUGGGUGAACGGUGGUUUUUGUAAUGCAGCGGUUGUCACGUGUGCCACCCACGCGAAAUGGAAACUGGGCAGAAAUAUCUCCUUAUGGGUCUCUCUCUCUCCGUCUCUCGCUCUCUACUUCAGCUUGGGUAAUUUGUUUCACUAAACUCAACUCAAGCUCUCUUAAACCCAGGUCUGGUGCUUAAAACAAUAUGUCUUUAUUCCCUUACAGGUCUAGGGGUCAGAAAUCUGCAAUCAGUUUCGGUGGACCAAAAUGAAAAUGUCAAACAGGGUGUCUGACACCCUCCAGAAGCACCAGAGGAGAAGCAGCUUUCCUUGGCCUUCCCAGCCAAAUCUCCCUCUGCCUCUCUCCCCUGGUGACGACAAUGGCUGGGGUCUUGACUUGCCAAGAUCUGGAAACGGAGAAGGGACUGGAUCUCCAAACUUGGACUGCCUUGGACUGCGCCUGGCCUGGAAGGUCUGGGUCCAGGACUCCGAGCUCAAGUCAGUCUGUUCCCCCAACCCCUAACCCACUGCAUCCGGGUGAGGAGUUGGGCCCGAGCGCCACAGCGCAGGUAGGGUUGUUAGGAGCGAAAGACUGGAGACCCAGGGACUGUGGGGCUGGGCUGGUGGGGCCACUGCUACCGACUAAGCAGUACAGGCCGCCUGGAAGACCCAAGGCGGAGUUCGCUGAUGCGGAAGCCAAGGCACAGGAAAAUAAGGAUCCGCGCCAUUUCUUGUGAUGUCACCUGAAGCCUUGGCGGGUAGGUGCCUCUCAUCCAUUCGGAGCACAGGGCUCCAGCCACCGGCAGCUCUGAAAGAGUUUGAAGAAUUUAUUGUUCACAGAUGGUAUUUAAAUGGACUUAUUUCUAAAAGUCACAUUCCUAUAUUACUUAUUUGUUAUUAGAAGUACCCAUUUUCAUAUGUGUUUAAAACUAUUUGUGUCUCUAAUUCUCAGGAGAUUGGUGCAUCCCAGUUUACUCUUUUUGGCAUAUGUUUUUACUCAUAAAUUAGGUUAAAUUUCAUACUUGUUUAAUAAAAUUUAGUUAUUUGGUUACAUUAAAAUAUUUGUAUCCAGA